Molecule: messenger RNA, 492 nt
Organism: Prunus avium (sweet cherry)
Lineage: Eukaryota; Viridiplantae; Streptophyta; Magnoliopsida; Rosales; Rosaceae
Source: RefSeq, a predicted model, not a curated record
UACAAUCUCAAGCGAAUUGGGAGGAGCACCCUUUGGGAAUGUGGUCUCGUUUAGCGAUGGAGAACCUGGAAAAGGUAGGGGUAUCCCAUACUUCUACUUGACAACUCUGGAUCCCACUGCAAGAAAUGCACUGAAAGACCAGAGGGCUUCGUUGACAGUUAGUGAACAUCCUAUUGGAACCUGUGGGAAGACAGACCCUGAGAACCCCACUUGUGCAAAGAUUACACUUACAGGAAAGUUGAAGAUUGCUGAUAAAGAUUCCAAAGAAACAGAGUUUGCUAAGAAUGCCUUGUUCUCAAAGCAUCCAGAGAUGAAGGAUUGGCCCAAGAAUCACAACUUCGAGUUCUUCAAAUUAGACAUUGAGAAUAUCUUCUUGAUUGAUUGGUUUGGUGGUCCAAAACCUCUCACAGUGGAUCAAUACCUUCACACCCAAACGACAGAAUACGCCUUCAUUCUGGGAUUUCUCAUCUAACUGUGAUUCUCCCUCUUGCA